AUGCCCCACGCUUCCCGGGAGGUUCCCCUGCUGGAGCCUUCCCACAUGGGGCAGAGGAUGCUGGAAGGCAAAUUGGAAGAAAGCAUGGCACGGAUCGAAGGCAAACUAGAGCGUCUUUGGUCACUUGCCCUCAGGCAGGGUUUGCUUCUUCCUUCGCCCGGCGCUCUCGGGGUCCGCCUUGUAGGCCCCGAAGACUCCUUUGAUUCCAGCCGAUUGAACCGCAGACCCUCCGGAGCUUCGGUGGGUGCCUCUCCAUCUCCAGAGAUGGAAGCGGGUCAUGCUCGGAGGAAAGUGAAGCCAGCCUGGGACAUGUUUCAAUCUAUGUACAUGGACAAGGGAGUCACCCGCCGCCGCGCCUCACUUCGGAAGAACGACCCAAAGGAGAAGAAGAAGGACGAAAAAAAGGAGGCCGAAAAAGGACAGCAUGCGCAGGUCUCAUCGCCCAAAGAGACAUCUCCAGUCGCACCUGUGGAAUAUUGGCCUACAACACCUUCAUUUUGGUGA
Messenger RNA from Cladocopium goreaui, 504 nucleotides. NCBI's taxonomy places the organism in Eukaryota, Dinophyceae, Suessiales, Symbiodiniaceae. The record is from the annotation of a GenBank genome assembly.